GGCACAUUGCUGGCAGCUGGCCUUUUGUGUACAGUUGUGUCUCGAGCGGAAGCAUCUGCAAGUGGGAGGAAGCAACGUCCUAGCGUCAAGACUCAUGUCCAACAACACCUGAUCUUUCUGUUUCUCGAUUGGAUUUGGAAAGAUGCACUCCUCAAAGGUGCAUGAACGCUGGCCCAGCGGGCAAUGCAUCGAAGCUUGGUGGCCUCUGGACAAGUGCUGGUACCGCGCAACAGUGUUGCAGUCGGUCGCUUGCACCAAGAAGCAGUUGGUGCUGUACGAAGAUGGCGACGCAGAGGAGCUGGUUUUGGCUGAGCAGGAGCAGCAAGGCUUGAUCCGGACAGUACCAGAACCGCAGCUUAAUCUGCGCCAGAACCUGGUGACUGUGCAUAAGCACCUGGCUUUGAAUCUGGCAAAUGAGGGAUGGCACUUCUGCACCAGGUGCGACCAGACCCUGGAAAGCAAGCACUUUCCCUGCCCCUGCAAUCAGCCCAUCAGCUUGCUCAGCGAUGAUGAGGAGGAGGAGAGCAGCCAGACACUGAUGUGGGGGGGUCAAAUCCUGAGGGCGGAGACCCCCUCGGCAAUGAAUCGGAGGCAGUGUCAUGGAUGCUUUGUGUCAGGAGGCGUCCAGCUUGGCGCGUCUGCUUGUCCAAAUUGUGGGACAGACCUGACCCCAAGGAGAACAAGAAUUGGGCACUUGAUGUCCCCAAAGGCUGCGUCGUCUGGCGCCUCCGGUGUCUUCACUGGGCAAGUCCUUCGGGCAAGUCCUAUCGACAGCGGUCAGCAGCAAGCCCCCAAGGCCACUUCCGAAAAGGGCGUGAAGACAACACAGUGCGGGGGUCAGAGCGGGUUGUCUGUGAACGCGGGCCGGUUGCAUCCGGAGGGCCAAAGGGGCGUGAGAGGCGCAUUUGCGGGGGUGUCCAGAGGAGUUAAGAAGGAAGCAGAAGAGGUCGAGGGUCCAAAGACGAGAACCGUCAGAGGCGCCUUCGGGGGGGUUGCCAAAGUCGUCAAGAAGGAAGUGGAGGAGAGCAGAUUCAGGAUGGGGAAUGUUCUGGCAGACUGCCAACGAAUCCAGGGCGCUGGACGAAGCUCAGGGAAGGAGUAUGAGCAGGGCGCACAAGAUGGGGCGCCUGGAACGGAAACAGGGACUCGUGUGCUGAGCCCAUCCCCAAACUCAGCCUUGCCCAUCGAAAACAGGUCGCAAGCGGCUUCAGCACCUGAUUACACUGGGGAGGCUGUGACCGGGUCCAUCCCGCAGAUCGUUGGCAAGGUUGAGACGGGCGGAACUGGGGGAAGCAGUGCUGUUUUGGACAAAGGAAACGAGGCUCGGGGCGACGAACGGAGGGUAGUGCGGGAGAGGGGCCAGGCUGUUGAAGGGGGUUGCUCUGAGGAGAAGAGGAUUGUGACAUUGACGGAGCUGCUGAAGGCCACGGCCUUCGAGGCCCCGACCUGCUCCGAAGCCGCAUCUGCAGCUCUUCCCCUCUCCAACGACUCGGCCCCGGCGGACCUCAGCCCUAACCCAGAGGACUUAAGCCCCAAACCCUCUGUUAACCCGUCCCGCACCCCCCAAAAAGCGUCAGUGGGCGCCAAUCUAGACGAGAGCAGCCCACUGGCCCCUUUCGAUGCUGGGCACUUUUCGGAUGAGCGCCCACUAUCAAACGCUGGCGAGUCAGCAGGCCCAGACAAUGUCCUUCCGGAGGGGUUGGGCGAAAGACCAGUCUCGGACAGCUAUCUCGGCCGGGGAGGAUCAGACGCCGGGGCCGUUUCGGAGUCGCUGCCUUGUUCCGGGAAUGUGGAUAUCGGGGCAGCUUCCACUACUAAGCGACCUGACGGGGAGGCUUGUUCGGACGGGUUCCCUUGCCUGCGGGACUUGGACACCGGGGCACGCCCGGACGGUUCUCCUUGUUUGAUGGUUUCAGACACCGGGGCUGGGUCGAUCAGAGUACUCGCUUCAGUGGCUUUCGAUGCGGGAGCAACCCCAGAGCCCGGGGCGGUUUCGACAGGUGGCGCAAGUCCCGGGACUGGGGCUGCUCUGGGCGCCAAGGUGGUUUUCGAUGCCGAGGCGGUUCUGGGCGCCGAAGCUGUUUCGGACUGUGAGGCACUUUCGGACGCUGAGGACAUACCUGAUGCCAAAGCGAACCCAGGUGCUGGCGCCGGCGCCGGCGCAGUGACAAACCCUGGGGUGAUGUUGGACGCUGCAGAGAGAUCGGACGCCGAAGCAACUUCGGACGCCGGGACCGUGUCGGACGCCUCCUGCUUGAGCUUUGCGUCCGCUCAGCAGGAUUGGCAAGCCGGGGGUUCCAGUCCCGCGACGAACGGUGACAAGGCCCAGGAGUGCGCUCCGCAUUUGGCAGACCCCUUGGUAAACCCGGCGCGCCAGUUCGCCCCGGAAACCUCAAGCCCUGCGUCGAUUUUCUGUCUGGACGGCGCGUCUGCGGUCAUGCCUGUGAAGCGCAGGUCAAAUGCACCGGGGCUAGCGUCUCUGGUAACUGAAUCGGCCCCCAGGGGGGGUGGGGCCAAAGACGGUGUCCUGACCCCCUGCAAUCAGAACCCGAAGGCGGGAAAGUCGGAGAUUCUGGAGAGCAUGUUCGGGCAGGGGGGCUCUCAAUGCAGCAGCGAACAGCGCCCCUCGGACCGAACAGGAGAGGACGUCGGAAGGCGUGCAUCAGCGCGGCUUGCGGGGGGGGCUCCUAAGAGCACAAGCCUUUCUCACGGGUUGGGUUAUCUUGGGGCACCGCUGGCGGCAUUAUCGGGACUGGGGUGGGCUCCUUGGGGGGGGGAGAGCGAGGUCCAGUUUCUGGGCACAGCUAAGGAAGUUGAGAAAGAGAAAGCCCGGUCGGCUGUCGCCGAGGUGGGGUCAAACGUCGCUCGUCAGGAACCCCCCGAACCUGGACGGACGCUGCGCUUGUGGCAGAGCCUUAAGCAGCAGUUCUAUGCCAAGACUGCUGCCAACCCCAGUUCCGCCGAGUUGGAAAAGCGGGCGGCGAGCUGUGACGGGAAACGCAGUGUGGAGUCCCUCGCUGGCGGACCUUGGAGCGCCAAGUUUGACACCUGCUCGGACUUCAGCCUGCCAAGCGACUGGGUCCGUGACGUCACCUCGCCCCGGGGCACUGACGUCACUCGGGGCUCCCGUGUCUGGAAGUCGGUUGGAAGGCGGGCGAGUAGAGAGUCGGUCGGGGCUACGGAGGCGGACGCGGCUGGGACGAAAGCGGAACCGGAGCAAGGUUGCCUGCAAACGGAACCGGAACAGGGCGGAAAGGAGGCGGAAGGGGCUGCGUUGACAAAAGAGACCGGUGCGUUCGUAGGACAGAGCGCCUCGGAAGUGGAAACCGAGAAAACACGGGUCCGGAAGGAAGAGGACCGCUUGAGCCCGAAAAUCAAGGAGGCUCCGUUAGGAUUGGCGGGAUGCCGGCCCGCCGCGGGCGCAGAAGCGACGGGACUGAAGCUUGAACCAGAACUGGGACUGCAGCAAGAAGGGGAACCAGAUCGAACGCGAGCGGUCGGAUCUGCCAUCCAGGAGGAGGGAACGGAAGCCGGGCGAACGGAUGAUGAGGCAGAGGGGGUUACGGACGAUAUGCUGGCGGCGGCGUUGGGUGACGUGGAUCAACUGAUCGCGGAACAUGAGCAGGCGUCCGAUGAGUUCGCUUCCGCCAGUCCCCAAAUCAGUGCCCACUUCGGCAGUCCCCUGUGCCGCUUCCCCCCAAGCGACGCACUGCCCGAGCUGCGGCUAAAACGCAAGCGGUCCUCUGCGCCCCGGAAGCCGCCACGUCGCAGCCCACAGACGAAGCAAACAGAUGACGAAGAGGUGGUUGAGGUUCGAAGCCCCCAAUGGCAGGACGGCCGAAACUCGGGGCUGGUCAGUCCGGACGGGAGCGUGUGCCGCGGGCGCAUAAGGCGCGUGCCGGACGUGUACCGGACGUCCGCGUCGCUCGAGUUUCGGGUGGAGGACCAGGUGGGGCUGAAGUCGCCCCUCGGAAGCGAGGCGACGUCGGGGAAAAAGAAGCGGAAGGGGGAGCUGAAGUCUCCUUUCGAAGAGGAGGCGACGUCGGAAAACAGAAGAAGAAAGGGAGGGGCGAAAGUUGCGAAUGAAGGGGUGUUAGGCGCAGUGAGCGGCGAGAAUGGAGGAAAGGCGACGCUGGAGAAGAGGAAGGAGGAAGGAGUGUCGGAAGCCGUGAGGGGAGGGGAGGGGGGAAUUGCAGCAAUAGUAAAGCACGGAGGGAAAGAGGUGUCGAAGAGAGAAGAGAAGACUGGCGUAACCAUUGCCGGCCUGGCUUGCAACGGUGGGGACGUCGACGAUGGGGGCGUGAGCGGCACAGCAAGCGGCACUCACGAGGAAACGGCGACGGAGAGUAAGGGAGUAUCGAAAGCCAUGAUGAAACCGGCGGCGACCGGUGCACCGAGCAGUGGAGCCGACGACGGGGCGCGGUUGGAGGGGCAGAAAAGAGAAAAGGUGGGCAUUGCGAGUGGCGGACGCUUGGAGGGUGGCCUCGCUGACGUCACCGCUGCGACCGGGGGCAGCGGAAAGAAGCGGAGGACGAAGCGGAAGAGAGCGGCGGGGGCGGGGGGUGUCGUUUCGGGGGGGUCGGAAGGAGGACUGCAAACGGAAAGUAUGGCGGGGGGAGCUUCGACGGAGUACGGGGGUCUGGAGCGUGGGCUUUGGGAAGGGCUGCUAAGGGGGCUUCAAGAAAGGGAGGGAGAAGUUACCUCUUCCACCGACGGUGGCCGGAAUGCUGCAAAGACCGGUGAUGUUUGGAAACAUGGUGAGGCAGAUUGCUUGGGAGAGGGGAGUCCCGAGGAGAGUAACCGGUCGCUUACGGACGUCGAAACUUUUGACAAAGACGAGCGGAGACCUGCCCAGGGGAUCCCUCGUGGGGAAGAACGGGUUGCUCCGAGAAACGGGGAAGGGGGAUGCAUCUCCGAGGUAAGUGGCGGCAUGGAGUGGGGGCAGAAGCGGAAACGCGCCCGGGGUGCGGACGUCGGCGCAGACCUGGACGGGCUAUCCGGGUGUCCGAAAGCGGACGGUGGCUUAUUCGUUCGUGCAGCAGAUCUGAAAGCCGGUCAGAAGCUUGACGGCUUGAGCGACUGCGGCGCUGGAAUCGCCGAGACUGCCCUAAGCAAGGACGCGGAAGCUUCUGAGGGAGGGAAGGGGGGAGAGGAGAUGGGCGGAGCAAAGGGGGGAGCAGAGGAGAAUGAAGAGCAAAAAGGGGGAGAAAAGGGAGAGGUAGAGCAAGUGAGCGGAGUUGAGAGGAAGGGGGAGAGAGGCGCCGAGGCAAAGAUGGAGGCACAUAGAGAGGACCGUGAGACGAAGGAAGAGAGAAUAGGAAAAAGAAAGAAGACGGAAGAUCUGGAAAGGAAAGCAGGGACCGCGGGAGGAGUAGCGGAUAGGACUCCGUCAUCGGGAGUUGAUGACGUGGACUGGGAAGAGGCGUCCCUGAGUCUGAAGCCCCUGAGUCCCCCGCUGUCGCCGUUCCAGCUGAGACUGGCCCAAAGCCCUGGGCUCCAGUCAGAGGGAUCCCCUUCCAAGUGCCUCCCCGAGCUCCUUCCAGGUUCGCAGCUACAUGUCGACCCGGUUCCGCCGGACUGCGGAGAACAAUCCAAAGCCGGAGGCGACGUCAUGCUGAAGUUAAUGCCGGGUGGACUCCUGGCGCUUCCCCGGCUGGUCGAGGAGUCGCCGUCCCCGCUGCCCCGUCAGACAGUGCCAGCUGGCAGCCCCUCAGUCGGCGCUCAAACCCUUCAAAUCCUGCCGCCCAGCGACAACCCCUUGCCGGCGGUUUUCGGCGACGCAGCGAGCGUUGCUCCCUUCCAGAUCCCCAAAUUCGGCCAGGAAAGCCUUCCUGCGAUUGGUUCAGCAGGCGGCGUGCAAGAUCCGGAUUCCGCUUCAAAGGAGCCCCCGCAAAGCCCCCGGGUUGCUCCGCUACAAACUGCCCAGCUCCUAAGCACGCCCCCCCGGAACCAGGGGGCCCAAACCGCCCAGCAAACGGCCCCCCGGAGCUGCCAAACGUCGACCUCGGAAACUGCCCACCUUCUAAGCACACCUCCCCGGAACCAGGGGGCCCCAACCGCCCAGGAAACGCCCCCCCGGAGCUGCGAAACGUCGACUUGCCCGGUGGACCCGGCCUUCGGCCCUACCCCAGAGAGCAAGCACAAGCGCCGGCGGAUGUCGUUUUCCCCGGCCGUUAAAAAGCGCCUCGUCUCGCUGGCCAGCCCGCUGUCUCAGACCGACGCCGAUGAUACGGACGCGUUCUGUGCCCCAAGGGGAUCCCCCUACUUCGCGCGCAAACGGCGGUCAGAAAACCGGGUUGACGAAAACCGAGCUAGCGACUCCCGAUCGUUGCAGCGCCAAUCGGAAGUGGGCAGCGUGAGCCGCGACUCCGAAGUGGGGGCUUCCGAGUCGGAUCUGUCGUUUUCGGGGGGGCAACCGAGCUGGGGAGCUGAGGGGGGGAAUGGUGAGAGGCCAUCCCCCCAGACGAAGCGUGCGAAAUUCAGCUUGUGGCUGGAUGAGGGGACGCCGACAAAAGCGGCGCUGGUGGAGAGUCCGCUGGAGCUGUCCGUCCGAGACGGACAAAGUGUGGAAAACGGAACGGAUGACCCCGGAAAGUGGUGGAACGAACUUCGGGGGAGUGAGCCGCUCAAAGCACACACUUUCGGCGGUGCCAAUAACAGAGACUUGAGCGAAGCAGCCUUGGGGGACAGGAACAGCCCUAACUGGGGCCCCCCCAAAGGAGACAAGUCGCAACUCCGUGCGACAGAGUGGGCGGAAGGCGAUUUGUUGGGCGAAAACGGAACGCCGGGCGUCGAACGGUGGCUGACGCUUCCGGAGGGGACUGGUUUCGACGACGAAACGGGGCCCCGGGUGGAUAAACCGGGCGCAGGCCGCCAGCUGAAGACGGGUGUAAAGAUGCCCGGUGAAAGUGCACGGGAGAGGGGCGUGGACAGAUUGAGGGAGAACUUAUCCAGGACUUUGGAGAGGGUGGGGGUGAAACUGGCGAAAGCGGAUGGUGAGAGCGGGGCGCAACGGGAGUCACAGGAGGGUCAAGCUCAACCCAAGCCGGUCAGGCUAGGGCUUCCUUCCGGCAGCCGCACACGGCUACUCCCCGGGCUGCACCCCGAGUCAAUCGAAUGCGACAGCCCGGGUGCCAAAGGCCACUCGUGGGAUCCCCCAAACGAACUCAAACAUGCCCGGGGGAUCCCCCACAAAUUCCAGCCAAGCCGCCCCUUCUCUCUGCGGGUCGGCGAGUCCGAGGUGCAACCGGUUAAAGCUCAAACCGGGGAAGCGUACCGACCGUCAAACUCCGGUGUUAGUAGGGGAUCUGACGGGGCCCCUCAACCGGUGAAACUCUCACGUAGCUUGCGUCUGCUCCAAGCGGCAAAGGACAUCGCCGAUAAACGCGCCGAAGCAGAGAAGCGCGCCGCAGAUAAUCCGAACCCGAGCCCGAUAACCCUCCCGAUAACCCUCCUUAACCAGAACAGGGGUUUGGGUCAGUUUGAUUGGACAGGAAGCGACAGCCCAGUAGGUUUGAGGGGCAUAGGCGAACGGGCCAGAGGGAUAAGCGGACGGGAGAGGGAUAUAAGCGGGGGUGAAAAGGGGAUAGGGAGGCGGCCGAGUCUGGACGAGGUUACGAGGGAGAACACGCGGCUCAACUCGUUCCGGUUGCACUUCCCGCCCCUUCCCCCGGUGGUCAGGAAGAAGAAGCGACGGCGGUUUGUCAUGCGCAUGAAGAACGCACCCUGUAACCGGUCCGGUAACGAGUCCCUUAACCCGUCCGGUAACGAGGCCCUUAACUCACCUAGCAACGGGGCCAAAGUCGGAAGCAAUCCGUCCGAAUCAGGGGGAAACAAAAUCGCAAAGGGGGUGGUCUCGCCUGGCGUUUCUCCGCCCGGGGAGGCGAUUCACACCUCGCCCAAUUUUGCACUCGCCUUUCCCGAGUGUGUCAAGUCGGCAACCCACCUCCCCGAUUCCCCCUUGUCACCCAGCCCCCUGAAAGCCAUCCCCUUCUCCUUGUUGCUCGACCUGUCCCCCUCUCCGGAAAAGGCCAGCAGCGACUCUGAUGACGUCACUUCGGGUCCGGUGACGUCGGAUGACGUCACUUCUCAGGACAACGGCCCCCCCAGGCAAAGGCCCUCCGUAAGCGGCGGGUCAAUGAGGAAGGAGAGCCCCGUCCUCAAGGGCCCCGCAGGCUGCGGCAGCCCCCUGCGAACCUCUAGAGGUUCCGGGUGCCCGAAAAAGAGGGCGGGGACCUCGGGGGGAACUCUGAAGGGUCCCCAAGUUUCUUGGGGCGCGGCUGCGGCCGAGCCCUGGGGAAGCGAGGGCCCGCAAGCCCUGAGGGGUUUGCAGCCCGGAACCACUUCGGUUAAGGGGAUCCUUAAGAGAAGGUCAAGCUUGUCGGGCGACUCUGGGCCCCAGUCUCGGAGCGUUAAGUCGCCGGAAACAGUGAGCAGAGGGGCGGAGGAGGCCGUUUCUGGGGCCUCAUUGGAGGGUAAGGCGCUCGAAGGUGCUGAGGUCACGCUCGGCGCUGUCUCGACACCUCCAGACUCGCAGUCACGGGAGCUCAAUUGCUCGCCGGAAGGUGUCUCCAAGGGGGAAGCCCACAAUCAGAUCAGUUCUCAAAAGAAGGCUGUGCGGUUCGCCGACGAGAGCGGCCGGGGCGAGCUGUGCCACUAUCAGUGUUGUUGAAGCGGGCGGAAUUCCGUCGUUGUAGCGAACCGGUUGCGGACGGAAUUGGGUCUGACUGGGACCUUGUGUUGCUUGUACAGCCGCGCAGUGUUGCUCAAAUUUAGUGUGCGAUGUUAACAGUAAAGAGACGUAUUGGACUAAGAUGUGUUGGCCGUGAUUGGCACGCGGCUGCAUAGAGAGGCAGAUUCAAAUGCAAUCGAGCAUUACCAUUGAGAUCCUGUCAGGCUUAGUUGUUCAGGCCCGAAAACAGGAUGACCACUUUUUUUGUCAUGCGCACAUGGCCCAACCAUGAAGGCGGCCAGCUGAAAAAUCCUUUACAGUAGCUC
Molecule: messenger RNA, 8997 nt
Organism: Klebsormidium nitens
Lineage: Eukaryota; Viridiplantae; Streptophyta; Klebsormidiophyceae; Klebsormidiales; Klebsormidiaceae
Source: the annotation of a GenBank genome assembly